UUGGCAGCCGCGUUUCCAAGGCAACAAACAAUUUGAGGAAAUGAAGGAGAGUUUUUGGAGCUGUCGUGGAAAUUAGACAAUACUCACAGACUCGUCCUCUGAGUCAGUGGUAACUCUGCAUCGGUCUUUCGCUCUGCACAACAAAGGACACACCACCUGCAUGUCAACAGGGACCUCAGGGUGAAACUUUUCCACGGGCAUCCUACGGUUUGCUUGUUGUCCAGAAAAGCUGAAAGACUCGCGCAGCCCAGCCAGGAGACGCCAAAUUGUCGUGAGUAAUUGUGCAGAUGGAGAAGAAGGCAGCUGUACCUCAAUGUGGCUUCCACGGAGUCCUGGGAUACAGUAGAGAGUCUGAAUGGAGAAAAAGCAAUCUUCAGCCCCCGUCUACUAGUGACCAUACAGUAUUGUGCGAGAUUUGCGGUGCGAAAGCAAAGCCUCUGCUUGAUUUUUCAAAGACCCUGAGUCCUGAGGAUUUCUGCUGCCCUGGGAAUAUGGAGGUGUUUAAGAAGUUGGAGCAGGAGUGGCACUUGCUGCAGGGACACUGUGCUGAAUCUUCACAGGAACAUGACUCCAAUUUGGAGAAAGCGUGGGAGCACAGAGACAGAGCAAGAUUGCAGAGGGUUGCAGAGGAAUGUCUGAGAAAGGCUAAAAGGCUGUCUUCAGGAAACCAAACCGAGAUUCCGGGCUGCAAAGUGACGUCUUCCGGUUUGUACACCACCAUCACUUUCCGGCUUUCUGAUUACAUCCGCUUCAGAGAGAGCGAACGCUUGUCCGCGAGGGAGGAUGACAUAAAAGAGGCGAAUCCCAGACCGUCCCAGCUCUGCAGCACUAAUAGUUCACUUCCAGCUGGGUUUGGUUUGUGCCAUCAUCAGGGCCACAUACAGAAGUUUUACUCGAAUGGGAAUAAAUUUCUCACAGCGCUUCCAGACGGCACUGCCCAAAUCUUCUAUCCUUCAGGAAAUUUGGCCAUUAUCGCUUUCAUAGAUGAUACAGAGGGGGUCUGCAUCGUUCUUGAUGACCUCAGGUCAAGUUGUCCAAUCAGAGCCUUCUUCCAGUCCAGUGGCAUUGCCGACUGUUACCAUAGCAACGGGAGUACCUGGUUGCACAUGGACGCAUGGGGAGGGCUGAGUCUAAAUGAAGACAGGUCCAGAAGAAGCAAGUGGAAAUGGACAGACAACGCAAACAAUCUGACACCCUUCAAACCCAUCUUCCAGUCACUCAAUAAAAACAUCGGGGUCAGAGUUCGGGGACAAGGUUCUGUCUUCGUGACCUUCCUGGCCUCGGGACAGCAUGCUCGCUUUAGCGUAGGCAGCUGCACAAAGCCAAGUGACCCUACUCCGUCGCUGCGUAAAGAGGAGCUGAUGCUGCAGGUGAGCCAGGUCAACGCCCGUCUGGCGCUCGAACGCCUGCGCUGGUGCCUUGAUUUCCACUCGGACACUAGCCGUCGGUCUCUCAGGCUCCCCCCAGGCCUCAUCUCAGAGGGACAGAGACUUCUGAGGCUCAGCUCCAGCAUAAGGAUGGAGGAGAAGGACAAGGCCUAUAUACAGCACUGCCUGCAGGACUGCCAGUGACUGCUGACCUCAGGAUCAAUACUUAAUUCUAAGUUUUGACUUGACUCCUAAAGAAGCAAACUCUACCACACGAGUCUAUUGAAACAUGUAAAUAAAUUGAGCACAAUUAAUUAGACAGAAGAAGAAAAAAGCACAGUUUGUCCUGUUACUGAAAAACAGGUCAGGGUAAAACACAUAUUCACAGGAUUUCAAAAAUCAUAGUGUAUCCAAAGAGAAGCCAACAAAAAGAAAAUAAAAACACAAAGGUUCAGAACUUACCCAGGCAAAAAUUGGACUGGAAAGACCUCACAAUGAGUGUCAUGAACCAUUUUAUUUAUAUAGCCAGUGAACAGGAUUAGAGUAUUAUAACCCAAGGAAGGGGCCCUCUGAGGGUCUGGAGGUGAAAUGUCCCUGACGGAUGCUGGAAAACGGAGAUUCCUUCCAUAAAUGUUCUCCAUUUAUAGCGAAAACUUCACAUCAACAAUUAUACAUCUAUAAGUUAUACAUUUAUACUAUAGAGACCAUAGCGUAUUAGAUUGAGUGCAUUAUUAUAAAAAUGUACUGUUUUAGUCCCACAUCAUCUGAAUUUCCUGACGAUUAUGGGAAGAGGAAAAGUACAUUCUCUCGUUUCUUUUUCUUUUUCCAAUGAUAGUAAUGUCGCCUGUGAACGUACAACCCUGUUACCCUAAAGAUUAUAGACUAAAAUAUGAAAAUUGUUCAAUUGGAUGAUAGUUAACCUUAUUCUGUGUAUUGGAUAAUUCUAUGAUUAAAAACCUGGACUCUUUUACUUA
This is a messenger RNA of Ictalurus furcatus (blue catfish), 2341 nucleotides long. RefSeq names its product glutamate-rich protein 6. Lineage: Eukaryota; Metazoa; Chordata; Actinopteri; Siluriformes; Ictaluridae. Bases 288 to 1571 code for a protein of 427 amino acids. The record is from RefSeq and is a predicted model, not a curated record. The transcript is spliced from 11 exons.